AUGGCAGAACUCCGCCGAAAGCUCGUCAUUGUCGGCGAUGGUGCUUGCGGAAAAACGUGUCUGUUGAUUGUUUUCUCCAAGGGUACCUUCCCCGAGGUCUACGUCCCCACCGUUUUCGAGAACUACGUCGCCGAUGUCGAGGUUGAUGGCAAGCACGUCGAGUUGGCACUAUGGGAUACUGCUGGCCAGGAGGAUUACGACCGUCUCCGACCGCUGUCAUACCCUGACUCCCACGUUAUCCUGAUUUGCUUUGCUGUCGACUCCCCCGACUCUUUGGACAACGUUCAGGAGAAGUGGAUUUCUGAGGUCCUGCAUUUCUGCCAAGGCCUUCCCAUCAUCCUCGUCGGUUGCAAGAAGGAUCUGCGUUACGACAACAAGACCAUUGAGGAGCUCCGCAAGACAAGCCAGAAGCCCGUCAGCCCCGAGGAGGGUGAGGAGGUCCGCAAGAAGAUCGGUGCCUACAAGUAUCUCGAGUGCUCAGCCAAGACCAACGAGGGCGUCAGAGAGGUUUUCGAGCAUGCCACACGUGCUGCACUCCUGCAGCGGAAAGGCGGCAGCAAGAAGCACAAGUGCCUCGUCCUGUAA
Diaporthe citri is the source of this 585-nucleotide messenger RNA. RefSeq lists its product as uncharacterized. The transcript has 5 exons. Gene Ontology annotation, molecular function: GTP binding; GTPase activity. The record is from RefSeq and is a predicted model, not a curated record. Gene Ontology annotation, biological process: small GTPase-mediated signal transduction. Bases 1 to 585 code for a protein of 194 amino acids. Lineage: Eukaryota; Fungi; Ascomycota; Sordariomycetes; Diaporthales; Diaporthaceae.